CUAAUCUAAAAUAAAUUCUGACUAAUAACUCACUAGCACGUAGAUCACGUAUUUUAUUGAUAAAAACAAUAAAAUAAAGUAUUUUUUUAUUAAUUAGUCAUUGUAUUGAUUAUUACACUCAUCAUCCACUCCAGCUAGAGUUGCAUCAACUUGUGAAGUCCAUUAGCAUAAAAUGGGUUUAGUUUCCAGUUCAAGAAGAAUCAUGACUAUCGACAAAGCCGCUGUUCAAAAAAUCAUUGACUCAGAUACUGUUGUCAUUUUUUCAAAGUCCACCUGUCCUUACUGCACUAAAGCUAAAAAUGCAUUCAAGCAGAUAGGCAAAGACUUCAAAGUAAUUGAACUAGACGAGGAAGACGACUGUGCCGGGUACCAGGAUGCUCUUGGAGAAAUCACCGGUGCCAGAACUGUACCCAGAGUUUUUGUCAAUGGAAAGUUCAUUGGUGGUGGUGACAAGGUCGCUGAAAUGCUCAAAACUGGAGAACUCGCCAAGCUUUUUGAUUAAAAAUCAUCACAUUUAUUUUUAUUGAUUUUUUCCCAGUUGUAUUUAUUUA
Messenger RNA from Cotesia glomerata, 551 nucleotides. RefSeq names its product glutaredoxin-C4-like. The record is from RefSeq and is a predicted model, not a curated record. The transcript is spliced from 3 exons. Gene Ontology annotation, biological process: cellular response to oxidative stress. Gene Ontology annotation, cellular component: cytoplasm. Lineage: Eukaryota; Metazoa; Arthropoda; Insecta; Hymenoptera; Braconidae. The coding region runs from base 173 to 502 and encodes 109 amino acids. Gene Ontology annotation, molecular function: glutathione disulfide oxidoreductase activity.